This is a messenger RNA of Hyaloperonospora brassicae, 480 nucleotides long. The record is from the annotation of a GenBank genome assembly. Lineage: Eukaryota; Oomycota; Peronosporomycetes; Peronosporales; Peronosporaceae.
AUGUUCGAAGUGCAAGUCGUGCGGCACCGACGAGACAGCGGCGCGCGUCGGGGCCUUCAGGCACUCCGCCGAUGCUUUGCGCUGACUGUAGACGACCGCUACCUGACGCUACGCGCGAGUCCGUCUACAACUGCCACUGUGCUUUGCAUCCCGCACAACGACAUCAAGUGCGUGCGCGUUCGAGGACGACUCUUGCGCGCUGACACACUCAACGACGGCAAUGCCCUGACCGUUCGGCUGCGCGAUCGAGAAGAGGCUCUACGAGCGGCCGAGUUGAUGAUGGACACGUGGGGGAUUGACCCUCUUGUGGAAAACUCGGCAGUGCCUUUGACCACGUCGGAGGAACAAGACGACUGUGCUGGACUGGCUCUGCUCGUGAAGCAUUACGUGAACAACCGGCGCUUUCGACAGCUCGUGUACCAGCUCCACGACCACAUUGACACUGCUGUGGCACAGGAAGGCUUCAGCCGUGCGACGUAG